AGUUAUUUUACGCAUUCCAAGAUGACCGUUACCUUUACAUGGUGAUGGAAUACAUGCCUGGUGGGGACCUUGUGAAUUUAAUGAGUAAUUACGAUGUUCCAGAGAAAUGGGCAAGAUUUUAUACUGCUGAAGUUGUACUUGCAUUAGAUGCAAUUCACUCAAUGGGUUUUAUACACAGAGAUGUGAAGCCUGAUAAUAUGCUGCUAGAUAAAGCUGGUCAUUUAAAAUUAGCAGAUUUUGGUACUUGUAUGAAGAUGAACAAGGAAGGAAUGGUACGAUGUGACACAGCGGUGGGAACACCAGACUACAUCUCUCCUGAAGUAUUGAAGUCCCAGGGAGGGGAUGGUUACUAUGGGCGGGAAUGUGACUGGUGGUCAGUUGGAGUCUUCUUGUAUGAGAUGCUUGUAGGCGAUACACCUUUUUAUGCAGACUCUUUGGUUGGAACGUACAGUAAGAUUAUGAACCAUAAGAACUCCCUUACUUUCCCUGAUGACAGUGACAUUUCUAAAGAGGCAAAAAACCUCAUUUGUGCCUUUUUAACUGAUAGGGAAGUGAGGUUAGGACGAAAUGGUGUAGAAGAAAUUAAACGGCACCUUUUCUUCAAAAAUGAUCAGUGGGCUUGGGAAACACUCAGAGACACGGUAGCACCAGUUGUGCCUGACUUAAGUAGUGACAUUGACACUAGUAAUUUCGAUGAUCUGGAAGAAGACAAAGGAGAGGAAGAAACAUUUCCCAUACCAAAAGCAUUUGUGGGCAACCAGCUUCCUUUUGUAGGAUUUACGUACUACAGCAACCGUCGGUAUUUAGGUGUCCCUGCAGAAAAUUCCAAUGACAACAGAAUGGGCUCCAGUGUGGACAAAAGUGUGCUGGAAAAUAUGCAGAAGAUGAUCUAUGAGUUAGAAGAACAGCUACAUAAUGAAAUGCAGUUGAAAGAUGAAAUGGAGCAAAAGUGCAGAUCUUCAAACAUAAAGCUAGACAAGAUAAUGAAAGAACUGGAUGAAGAGGGCAGUCAGAGGAAGAACUUAGAAACCACGGUGUCUCAGAUUGAGAAGGACAAGAUGGUGUUACAACAUAAAAUAAAUGAGUACCAAAGAAAAUUUGAACAAGAGAAUGAAAAAAGACGCAAUGUGGAAAAUGAAGUGUCCACACUAAAAGAUCAGAUGGAAGACUUGAAAAAAAUUAGCCAGCAUUCACAAAUUUCAAAUGAGAAGAUAACACAGUUACAAAAACAACUAGAAGAAGCAAAUGAUUUGCUGAGGACAGAAUCUGACACAGCUGCAAGACUGAGAAAGGGUAACACAGAAAUGAGCAAGUCAUUAAGUCAGGUAGAAUCACUGAACAGAGAGCUGCAAGAAAGGUGCAGAGUUCUGGAAAGCACAAAACUGCAGGUGGAGAAGGAUUAUUACCAACUACAAGCAGCUUUGGAGUCAGAACGAAGGGACAGAAGUCAUGGAUCUGAAAUGAUUGGAGAAUUACAGGUUCGGAUUACAACUUUACAAGAAGAAGUAAAAAACAUUAAAAACAAUCUUGAUCGAGUGGAAGCAGAAAGAAAACAAGCACAGGAUAUGCUUAACCAUUCAGAAAAGGAAAAGAAUAAUUUAGAGAUAGAUUUGAACUACAAACUGAAAUCCUUACAAGACCGGUUAGAACAGGAAGUCAAUGAGCACAAAGUGACUAAAGCACGGUUAACUGACAAGCACCAGUCAAUAGAGGAGGCAAGAUCAGUUGCGAUGUGUGAAAUGGAAAAAAAGAUAAGGGAAGAACGGGCAGCAAGAGAGAAGGCAGAAAAUAGAAUAGUUCAAGCUGAAAAACAGUGUUCCAUGCUGGACUUUGACCUGAAGCAAUCUCAGCAGAAACUGGAACAUCUUCUUCAGCAAAAGGAAAGACUGGAAGAUGAAGUAAGGAAUCUGACACUUAAGCUAGAACAAGAGACGAAUAAGCGAAUAAUGGCACAGAAUGAAUUAAAGGCACAAGCUUUUGAAGCUGAUAACUUGAAGGGUUCUGAGAAGCAGCUGAAACAGGAAAUCAAUACCUUGUUGGAAGCAAAGAGAUUACUGGAAUUUGAGCUGGCUCAACUUGCAAAACAGUACAGAGGAAAUGAAGGUCAGAUGCGUGAGCUUCAGGAUCAGCUUGAAGCUGAGCAGUAUUUUUCGACACUUUACAAAACUCAGGUUAAGGAACUGAAAGAGGAAAUUGAUGAAAGGAAUAAAGAAACACAAAGGAAAAUGCAGGAGUUGCAAAAUGAAAAAGAAACACUCGCUACCCAGUUGGAUUUAGCUGAAACCAAAGCUGAGUCGGAACGGUUGGCACGGGCACUUGCUGAAGAACAGUAUUAUGAACUGAAUCAGGAAAGCAAAAAAGCUGCGUCAAGGCACAGACAAGAAUUGACUGAUAAGGACAUCAUCAUAAGAAGGCUGGAAGAAACUAAUAACACUUUAACCAAAGAUGUUGAUUUAAUAACAAAGGAAAACACAGAGAUCAGUGAAAAAUUUAAGAAACAAGAGGAAGAUUACAAAAUGAAAAAAGAGGAGGAAAUCAAUAAUAUUAGAAUGCAUUAUGAGAAGAGCAUAAACACUGAAAGAACUCUGAAGACACAGGCUGUCAACAAACUGGCUGAGAUAAUGAAUCGGAAAGAUUUUAAAAUAGACAGAAAGAAAGCUAACAUGCAAGAUUUGAGGAAGAAGGAGAAGGAAAACCGAAAGCUCCAAUUAGAACUUAAUCAAGAAAAAGAGAAAUUCAAUCAGAUAGUAGUGAAAUACCAAAAAGAACUUAAUGAAAUGCAAGCGCAACUAGCAGAAGAAUCUACAUACAGGAAUGAGCUCCAGAUGCAGCUGGAUAGUAAAGAGAGUGACAUAGAACAACUACGAAGGAAAAUCAUGGACCUUCAGCAAGGAAUGGAUUCUACCAGUGUUGCCAGUCUUCCGACAGAUGAAACAGAUGGAAAUCUUUCAGAAUCAAGACUUGAAGGUUGGCUUUCAGUACCAAACAAAGGAAAUAUAAGGCGGCAUGGCUGGAAGAAACAGUAUGUUGUGGUGAGCAGUAAAAAGAUACUGUUCUACAAUGAUGAAAAAGACAAGGACCAGUCUAAUCCAUCCAUGGUACUAGAUAUAGAUAAGCUGUUUCAUGUCCGGCCUGUAACUCAAGGAGAUGUAUAUAGAGCUGAAACUGAAGAAAUUCCUAAAAUAUUCCAGAUUCUCUAUGCUAAUGAGGGGGAAUGCAGGAAGGAUUUGGAGGUAGAACCAGUACAGCCGGCAGAGAAGACAAAUUUUCUAAAUCACAAAGGCCAUGAAUUUAUUCCCACGUUAUACCACUUUCCAGCCAACUGUGAGGCCUGUGCCAAACCUCUCUGGCAUGUCUUUAAACCCCCUGCUGCCCUAGAAUGUCGAAGAUGCCAUGUGAAGUGCCACAGAGACCACUUAGAUAAAAAGGAGGAAUUAAUUGCACCAUGCAAAGUGAGUUAUGAUGUAACUUCAGCAAGAGAUAUGCUCUUGUUGGCAUCCUGUCAAGAUGAACAGAAGAAGUGGGUGACGCAUUUAGUAAAGAAGAUCCCUAAGACACCUCCAUCUACUUUUGUUCGUGCUUCUCCUAGAACUUUGUCUACAAGAUCCUCAGCAAACCAGUCAUUCCGAAAAGUUGUUAAAAAUACUUCUGGAAAAACUAGCUAACCACAUGUACAGUGCUUAAUGGAACCUCAUGGGAUGCAGUCAGAGAAACAGGGCUUUUUUUAACCACACAGAACAGUGCAGACGGGCUGUUGUUCCUUUCAACAUAACUAUCACAGGCUUCAGGGUUAAGAUUGCUAUUACUGUCUCCUCCUUGCUUUGGCACAAAAGCACGCUGAGGGUGUUUAAUUGCGGGUUUGCCUCAAGGUAGAUUAGAUUAAUUAUUACUAUGUAAUGCAAGUUAAAGCAAAUAAAGCUUAGCUAGGUAUAUAAAAAAGGUGCUGCCUUUUUGGAUUUUUUAAAAAAGCCGACUUUCUUCGUACCAGUGAAAGAAAAGGACUGUUAACCCUGUGAAGGGGAUAUUUAUGUCAAGAUGAGCAUAUGAAACAGACUAGAAGAGGAAGGUUUCUCAGUGAGAAGGACUGCAAUUGCUUUCAAGACUCUUAAGUUGUGCUCUUGAAGACUGCAGAACUAGCUUAAAAUGAAGCCUUAUCACUUGAACUUCAGUGCCUUCACUGCAGAGUUCUUUACAGCCUUAAUGCUAACCACCCACUAUGGAAUGGAUCAAAGUGUUAAAUAUUUUGCAUUAUGCUUUACAAAAUACUGAUGCAGCAGGUUUGUAAAGGGGGGAAAACAAAUAAUUGCCUUUAAUCUAUGCAUUUUUGCCAAGCCAUACUGAAUUAUUUUAUUGUUAGAGGCAUUAGAAACUAACAGUAAAAAGAACCACCGAGUUUGGAAGCAUAUUUUGGGGUACAUAAUUUCUAUUACUGUAUAAUGUAUUGCCUUACAAUUUUAAGUGAUAACGUACAUUAAGUUAACAAACACUUAAGAAAUAUAUGCACUGUUUGAACUGUAAAUUAUUCUUAGAACACUUUUACUUGGUUUUACAUUGUUCUUUUAGUGCCUUAAUUUGAGAUAAUUGUAUUAUUGCCAUGUCGAUAAGUGUAGAAACCUAAAACUAAACAAAAGAAACCUCUAAAAAACUAUUGCGUAUCAGUAGUUUUUACUGAAUUUUAAUUGGUUAAAGUAUUGUAGAUGCUAGAUGCAUUUCUAAAUUAAGUACAAUCUUUGAGUGAGAAUUCCUCUUACAAAGAAAGACUGAUUCUUGUUCAUAAGUCAAGAGAUGUAUAGGCAAUGCAAAAAAAAAACAAAAACAAAAGCUCUGGGUAAUUCAGGAAUUUCAGUAAAUGCUGUCAGACUCUUGCUUUGUAGCAGGAAUACAUUCAUGGUAUGGGCAGUAUGGUUUUAUUUUAUUUUAUUUCUUAACCAAAUACCUCCUCAGUAAUUUAUAAUGGCUUUGCAGUUGUGUAUUGAAUAAGAAGCACUGGAAAACUGAUUCGUCCUUAGGACGAUUUGCAUGUUUCAAGUGGUAUUGAAAGCCGCACUGAUGGAUAUGUAAUAAUAAACAUAUCUGUUAUUAAUAUGGUAAUGACUCUGUGCUCAUUUAAUGAGAAAUAAAGUAAUUUAUGGAAAGACCCUUUUGAAAA
Molecule: messenger RNA, 5149 nt
Organism: Pseudopodoces humilis (Tibetan ground-tit)
Lineage: Eukaryota; Metazoa; Chordata; Aves; Passeriformes; Paridae
Source: RefSeq, a predicted model, not a curated record